Molecule: messenger RNA, 999 nt
Organism: Brugia malayi
Lineage: Eukaryota; Metazoa; Nematoda; Chromadorea; Rhabditida; Onchocercidae
Exons: 4
Coding region: 1-999 (332 amino acids)
Source: RefSeq, a predicted model, not a curated record
AUGUUCAUCACUGUAUCUAUAACACCAAUCAUCUGGUUCAAUCUUCUACUUUGCAUCGCUUCUGAUAAAAAUGAAACUUCUCAUCUACCUAAUUUCGGUGCUGAUAAAAUUGUUACAAAUAAUACUUAUUCUGGUAUCUCAGAGAAUUUUGAUUACAAUAACUUUGAGCCAUUAUUUAGCUCAGAAUUUCUGUCCGAUCCUUCGCAGUUCAUUGAUUUCGCUCAGAUGAGUGAAAUUGAGGAUAUAAGCAGUAAAGAAUCGAAUUCUGAAACUGAACUGUUCACAAUUACUCCUCAUCCUCUCUUCAUCUCAUCUAGUUAUGAUGAUUUCAUUGUCCACACUAAUUUGGAGUCAUCACUUGACUUAGAUUUCGAUUCAUACAAGAAUGUGUGGAGAGAUGCCAAUGGAGAAUUAAAAACGAAUGAUGAUAAAGCACGAUAUCCUUCCAUUAGAGAUGCUCAAAGUGAAACUUCUUCGUCACUUAAUGUCAACACCGAUGACAUUAUCACAUGUAUGUACUUACCUGGUUCACAACAAAAUGCGGUUCCGAUCUAUUUUCACCAACUUACUCUUUCCUCGGACGAUACAUUCAGUCAACAUGGAAAUACUAAAGAGAGCAACAUCGAUAACAAACAAUUCCUGAAUAGCUUGAGUAUCCACGACUGCAGGGGAAGUACCAAUGAAGGAUCAGAAACAGACGAACGAAGCUACGAAUGUGUCUAUCGAGGAUGUACUAUGGUCACAAAAGAUUACAAUGAAUAUAUAGCACAUAGAAGAGCACAUGGUCAACCCUUCAUCUAUGAAUGCAAAGUGCUCCGUUGCGGGCGAACAUACAAAAAUAAAUCAUCGUUUUGUCAACACAAGCAAACGCAUGAACCUCCUCAGUGCAAGGACUGUGGCAAAUUCUUUUGCCGUAGGACUGCAUUAAAUUUUCACAAGAAAUCGUGUUCCAGAGCUCCUAAAAACGGGACACAAUUUGGGCAUUCUUCGCAAGCAUGA